AUGAAUGAACAAAAGUCUAGCCGUAAGGAAUUUACCACGAGUCUAGGGAUGAAAAGGAAACGUGGCCACGCUGAUGGGAGUAGUGGUCGUAGCAUGAGGAGCACCAGUAGGAGAAGUCGAAGAAAUAGGAGCAACAGAAGAAGUAGGAGCAGUAGAAGAAGUAGAAGCAGUAGAAGAAGUAGAAGCAGUAGAAGAAGUAGAAGCAGCAGAAGAAGUAGAAGCAGCAGAAGAAGUAGAAGCAGCAGUAUCAGUCGAAGCAGCAGUAUCAGUCGAAGCAGCAGAAGAAGUAGAAGCAGCAGUAUCAGUCGAAGUAGUAGAAGGAGCCGAAGCCAAAGCAGCAGUAGCAACCGUAGAGGGAGAAACAAAUUUUCCCAUGGAGUCAACCAGGAUUUGUACCCUGGGAAGGACCAAGGAAGGAACCCAGAAAUGUGGAACCCUGUCAUAGCGGAGUCGGGAGGAGUUAAAAAGUUUGUGCUUAACCAGAAUAAGUCAUUAAUGGAAAGAACUAGUGAAGAGAAUUAUUACUCUAAGGAAAAUAAUUCUUUUGUAGGAGGGAAAAAGAAGGAUCCGUAUGAGGAUGGAGUAAACAGUGGGAUGUACAACUACCCCAGCAAUUAUCCCAACAACCAAGGGGAUGCAUAUUGGCAGAAUAAAACGCAAUUUAGCAACUGGGGACAUUUUUCAAAUGAUAAGACACAACUGACGCAACAUGAGAUGAACAUUUAUCAGAACAGCCAUCAGAACGGCUAUCCACAUGCAGAAGAGUUGAACGUAAAAGAUAAAAACGAAUUAGAGGAAUUACUACAACAAUGUGAAGAAUCAAGAAAAAAUAGCAGAAAUGUGUUAAACGAUUGGAUUUUAAAAAAGUGUACUAGUUUGCAUAAUAGUCAAGCUAUAUCAACUUAUUUUUAUAAUAAAAUAUUAAAAUGUGUAAUAUUUAAAAAUAAGUUAAACUUAAUUUGUACUUACAGUGAAUUAUUAAAAGGUCUUAUGUUUAAUGGGAGAAAAAAAGAGUUGGCCGAUUUUAAAGUUUACAUACAUUCAAUUAUUCAAGAUGGAUACACUUGUGCAUAUUACAAAGAUCACAGUUCGAUAAAUAUACUUCUACAAAUGGUGCAUACAUGGAAAGAGUUAUUCAUUACCAAUUUUAACGAAAAUAAAAUGUUACUAAAUAUAUUUCACAACGACAGUAGUAGUACAGCUACUUGGGGAGGAGGAAAAGUUUCCAUCGAUAUGUAUAAUCGAAUGAUGACGGAAGAAUCACACAAUAACUUAGACAGAAGGGUAGGAAAACCUAAUGUUGAGCACAAUAAUUGGGAUAAUUUCCCCCAUAGAUACUCUACAAAUAUUCAAGGUGGAAAACACGGAAAUAGUGGUUACUUUAAUAGUAGACAAAUUCCACCACCACCACCUGCACUUCCUCCGCCUCCGCCACCUGUUCCUUCAAAUGACUUUGUAAAUUUUCAGAAACCAUUCGAUCGACAUAAAAAAAAAUAUUUCUUAUUGGACGAGAACAGGAAGAACUACUAUAACCCUGCACCAUGGGGAGCUGAAGAUAACAAGAAUAAAAACCCAGAAAAUAUUUCCGUUGGUUUUUUAGCAACUUUAUUAAAAUUUAUUUCAAAAAAAGGGAAGAAGUUACAAAUUCCUUUGGUUCCUUAUACUCCCAUUGAAAUUUCAUAUACGUAUCAAACACCACCAUCUACAAAUACGUCAGAAAAGUUAAAUGAAAAAAUAAACGAUUUUUAUGAUGAGUUGGAAAAUAUUAUGAAUGAUGAAAAUGAUGAAAGCAGUGACAUUUCUGAUUCUAGUGAAAGGAUGAGGGCGUAUGAAAAUUAUAAGGUGUUAAAAAGUUUGGACAAAAAUAACAAGAAGAAAGUUUGCAGAGACGAGGAAGAUAAUGCACAAAGGGAAAACUGCCAAAGUGAUGCUUUGCGAGAUGAACAAAGAAAGAAAAAAAAAUAUAAUAAUAAAAGUAAUAAUAAUAAUAAAAGUAGUAAUAGCAGUAAUAAUAAAAGUAAUAAUGACAAUAUGGAUGAUUAUAACACUGCAGGGGAAGAGAGCGCAGGAAAAAAUUAUUCUAGUGACACAAACACGACCUUUUCUUCAGUGGAGCUUUUUGACAAUUCAAUGAUUGAUCUCUUAAAUGACAGUGAUGACAAAUUCAAGAAAAACAAAAAAAGUAAAAACGUUAAUUUUAGUCAAAUAGCUAUUGAAAAUGCUCAAAAUUGGAAUGAAGAAAGCAAUCCCAUGACAUCCAAUUUUGAUCUCUACGCAACUGGUAUGCCAGACCCAGUGGAAAACGACGUGUUUGAAAAGUACAGGAGAAACAAAGCUUAUGUCUAUCAUGAGGCCAUUGCUCAAAAGUUUCACGAGGUAAAGAGCAAGGAACCUUGGCCAGCAUGA
Plasmodium gonderi is the source of this 2406-nucleotide messenger RNA. RefSeq lists its product as hypothetical. Bases 1 to 2406 code for a protein of 801 amino acids. The record is from RefSeq and is a predicted model, not a curated record. The transcript has a single exon. Lineage: Eukaryota; Apicomplexa; Aconoidasida; Haemosporida; Plasmodiidae. Gene Ontology annotation, molecular function: calcium channel regulator activity; GTP binding. Gene Ontology annotation, cellular component: plasma membrane.